Messenger RNA from Propithecus coquereli (Coquerel's sifaka), 704 nucleotides. RefSeq names its product chemokine (C-C motif) ligand 23 (gene CCL23). Gene Ontology annotation, biological process: chemokine-mediated signaling pathway; cellular response to interleukin-1; positive regulation of ERK1 and ERK2 cascade. NCBI's taxonomy places the organism in Eukaryota, Metazoa, Chordata, Mammalia, Primates, Indriidae. Gene Ontology annotation, cellular component: extracellular region. The record is from RefSeq and is a predicted model, not a curated record. The transcript has 5 exons. Gene Ontology annotation, molecular function: chemokine activity; CCR chemokine receptor binding.
UUUUAGAAAUUGCAUGUUAACUGUUAUAUAGCCAAAGAACAGCAUUCUGACCUCUGCCCUGUGACUUCCUGAUCUUAUAAAUACAAGGGCAGAGCUGGGGUCCUGUGAGCCCAGGAGUCCUCAAGCCAGCUCUGACUGCCCACCGGGAGGAUGAAGGUCUCCGAGGCUGCCCUCCCCUUCCUCAUCCUUGCUGCUGCCCUUGGAUCCCAGGCCCGGGUCAUACAUGGUGAUACAGAGACAAGAGAACUCACGGUGGAAAAUCUUCAGCUUGGAUCUUCAGUAAUGAGCCAUGGUAAACGAUCAGAUAUGAGGGUGCUCUCUGACAGCUGCAGGCUUGGCCCCUAAGUGGCCCUUUCUCUUGCUGCAGGCUUCCAAAGCCCUCCUGACUGCUGCUUCUCCUACACCCCACGAAGCAUCCGGUGUUCAAUCAUGGAAGAUUAUUUUGUAACGAGCAGUGGGUGCUCCCAGCCAGCUGUCAUCUUCCGCACCAAGAAAGGGCAACGUGUCUGUGCCAACCCCAGUGACAGUCAAGUUCAGGACUGCAUAACAAAGCUGAAGCUGAACUCAAAUAUCAAGGGCCCAGUAAUAAUGACACUUGUUGACAAGAUGGGACACUAGUUUCCAGACAACCCACCUCCAGCUCUCUUGCCCCAACUCCCUUAUGAGCAUCUCUUGACCUGAAUUAUUUUUUAAAAAACAACAUU